AUGCCCAAGUGCGUUGAGUCAGCGAACCGUGGAGUCUCACGAGCGCGCUCACGGCAAGCUCGGCGUUAUCUCGGCGACGUGGGCACACUGAAGAGCUACAACGUGCGAAACGGCUACGGCUUCUUAGAGUGCCGGCAAGCUAAGCAGGACUGGGGUGUGGACGUUUUCAUCCACAAGAACAACGUGCCGACCCCGUGGUUACUGGGGCAGCCCGUGGAGUUCGCGGUGCAAGUGAACACGAGGGGCCAGCCCCAGGCAUACGAUUGCCUCUGGCUGCCGCGGCUGCCCCCGCAGGGUAACAAGGUGACUCCGGGCACUGUGCCAGCUCUGCCAGGAGCAGGCCCCUACUCUGCAGGCAGCUCCUCCUCAACAGCCCUCGCACUAGUCGACGAGAGGAAGCCGCCCCAGCCGAAGGUGCCGAAGAUGUCUGACGAGCCCCGUCGCCUCGGCACUUUGAAGAGCUUCUCUCAGACACAUGGUUAUGGCUUCGUCGAGUGCGGUGAGACCAAGGCCUGCUAUUCGCGGGACGUUUACCUGGACAAGACGCAGAUGCGCGAGAAUUCUGCGUGGCAAUGGGGUCAGCUCCUCGAGUUCUCCGUGUCUGUGAACGAUCGCGGGAACCCGCAGGCUCAGAAUGUCAACUGGGAGCCCGUCCCGAUCAUGAGUGGCAGUCCAUCGAGUGUGCCUGCCUGGAAGAGGACGUACAACGAGAAGACGGUGGAUCAGCUGAAGCGCUUGCUGAAGCUGCUGUAUGAGAAGAACCCAGAGACGGCCAUCGUCUCCGCCAUCGAUUUGCAGGGUGGUUCCAGUGGCCCGGGCUCAGCGGCCCAGCCGGCUCCGGAGGCACCGCCAGAUGCCGACGUGGACUACGUCUUCUUCGUGCUGGAUCGUCUGGAGAACAAGGAGGAGGUCCUCGGAGCAAUCAAGGACUUCGUGAAGAUGCUCUUCAUCCUCAUGCUCUCCCGAAUGCUGAGGUCGAUGGUCCAUUUCUUCAGGCUCUUUGGGACAGACUGCCAGCCACAGGCUUUGGCGCAAGCGAUUCAAACGAACAGCGAGCCCGUGAAGCAGCAUUUCCAGGUGGCAGAGGGAGAGGCGUGCUGUAGCUUCGACUUGGAUGUCGUCAAGCAGAUCAACACCCACAUUCAGAAUGCCGCGAAAGACAACGACAACCUGCAGAACGAGGCCACACUGAGUUUGGGAGAGGUCGUCUCAGAUUGGCACGGACUGCAACUGGCCACCAUGGCUCGUCGCGUGAUGUCGCUGAUGCUGCUGGCCGCGGCUGUGGUCGCGUUUUGCCGCAGCACGGCUUUCGUGUCUGCGCCCAAGACCACGCCUCGCGCCGACGUCCUCGCUGCUCUGGCACCCAUGGUGCUGGGGGCUCAGGUCGUCCAGCCCGCCUUCGCUGAAGCCGAUCUCCCGUACAACGGCAACUUCGACAACCCCACCUACUACGAGGAGUCGACCUCUUCCGACCUGUCUUACCUGCUCUUCUUCACAGCGGCAUUGCUUGUGUACCUGGGCAAGACCGCCUUCGACAAGAGCGGCGCCAAGAGCUUGGGCGACGCAGUGAGCAAGUGA
Symbiodinium sp. CCMP2592 is the source of this 1578-nucleotide messenger RNA. NCBI's taxonomy places the organism in Eukaryota, Dinophyceae, Suessiales, Symbiodiniaceae. The record is from the annotation of a GenBank genome assembly.